GCGCCUACAGGGGACUUUGCGAAGCGCCGGAAACUUGGUGAAAGCUGGCUAGUGCGGAGUAGGUGGCGGGUGCGUGGGGCGGGUCGAGGGAGAGAAUAUUUCAGAAGUGUUAGAGAAGGGAAGCGUUUCCACAGCAACUACUCUCCAGGUCACUUUCUUACUACAAACUUUAUAUGGGGUUUCCUGGAGGAGAGAGCCGUCCCCCAGUAGAUGGGACCUCUGUUUUUCCUAAAGGCCAGCAGUGUUCCCCACAGAAUGAAAGACACUAACUAUACCUCCUUCCCUGUAACCUUGGCGCAGUGGCGCCCUUUCCCCUACUUUCUCAGUCUUGUUUAUAUUUCGAUUAAAUUGGCAUUGGCCCUUCAAAAAUAGCCCCCCCCCCCCCGGCUCUACCACAAGAAAGCUAGUUGCGCAGGCGCCUACAGGGGAUUUUGCAAAGUGCCGGAAACUUAAUGGAAAGUUUACGGGAAGCCUUCCUUAGCAGUCUAGCGCGGUUUAUUCUCGGCAGCGGCCUUUCCCCACCAUGUCCAGCUCUUCCAGCGUCGUGGCCAUGACAAAAGUGGUGCAGCAGCUGCGCCUCGAGGCUAGCAUGAGCCGCGUAAAGGUUUCCCAAGCUGCAACUGACUUAAAGCAGUUCUGUCUGCAGAAUGCACAUCAUGAUCCCCUAUUAACAGGAGUUUCUUCAAGUACAAAUCCAUUUAGACCUCCAAAAGUUUGUUCUUUUCUCUGACUGGGUGUCUUCAGGAUCAUCUAAAGAUUUUCAUAUCUGUGUGUAUGGUGAAUAUGGAAACGAAGAGUGGAUUGGAACUUGUACGGGAAUUUCACCUUAAUGUGCCAACUUAGUGCUAGUAAUACUGUUACUGCUGUCAAACCUACUACAAUCUACCUCCAUGAACAAAUUGUAUGUUAGUUGGAAUAACUUCUGUAUGAUGAGGCAAUCAGUUUUAUAUUCAACAAUAAAGAGUUAAUGAUUUUGAUUUUAGUAGAAAA
This is a messenger RNA of Heteronotia binoei (common prickly gecko), 990 nucleotides long. RefSeq names its product G protein subunit gamma 5 (gene GNG5). Gene Ontology annotation, molecular function: G-protein beta-subunit binding. Gene Ontology annotation, biological process: G protein-coupled receptor signaling pathway. Gene Ontology annotation, cellular component: heterotrimeric G-protein complex. NCBI's taxonomy places the organism in Eukaryota, Metazoa, Chordata, Lepidosauria, Squamata, Gekkonidae. The coding region runs from base 524 to 730 and encodes 68 amino acids. The transcript is spliced from 3 exons. The record is from RefSeq and is a predicted model, not a curated record.